AUGGUUUAUGAAUGGAAUGGCUGGUUUUACAGAUCACUACUUUCAUAUCAGAGAGAUAGUGCUGCAACAAAUUGUGGAACAAAGCUGGAACUCACUAAAGCAGAGAAGCACGUUCACAACUUCAUGAUGGACACUCAGCUCACCAAACGGAUCAAGAAUGCUGCAGCCAAUGUCCUUCGGAAGACGUGGCUAAACUAUAAACACAAGAAGCUGCUAAAGAAGAUCGAUCAUGCCAGGGUCAGAAAACACCAGAGGAAGUUCCUCCAAGCUAUCCACCAACUGAGGAGUGUCAAGAUGGAGCAGAGGAAGCUGAGUGACCAAGCCAACACCCUGGUGGACCUUUCCAAGAUGCAGAAUGUCAUGUAUGGCUUAAUCACAGAACUAGGUGAUCUAAGUGAAGACCUGGAGAAGCAAAUCAGCAGCCUGGAGUCUAAGCUGGAGCACCUCACGGCCAGCUUCAAUUCCCUGCCCCUGCUCAUCGCAGACGCCCUGUGUCAGCAGCAGCACCAGCUCCUGUCUGCGGCCGUGGAGGACCGGGGUGUCAGCGUGGCGGUGGGCACCACCCACACCCUGCUUUCCGACAGCCACAUCGGGGUCAGUUCCACCUCCUUCCCAACCCCGUACACAAGUUCAAGCAGUUGCUAA
This is a messenger RNA of Manis pentadactyla (Chinese pangolin), 645 nucleotides long. RefSeq names its product small conductance calcium-activated potassium channel protein 3-like. Lineage: Eukaryota; Metazoa; Chordata; Mammalia; Pholidota; Manidae. The transcript has 2 exons. The record is from RefSeq and is a predicted model, not a curated record. The coding region runs from base 1 to 645 and encodes 214 amino acids. Gene Ontology annotation, biological process: potassium ion transmembrane transport. Gene Ontology annotation, cellular component: neuronal cell body; neuron projection; plasma membrane. Gene Ontology annotation, molecular function: small conductance calcium-activated potassium channel activity; calmodulin binding.